GUAGGGAGCGUCCGGUGACCAAGCCAUGACUGGCAGCUACACAGUCACAUAGCAGUUUUGCAUUGAGCAUUUGGAUCAUUCACACUUUCUUUUGGAUCAAUACAUUUGUUGUUGUUUUUUUUAGCUUGCUGGGAAAAGGCCAGACAGGGAGUAAAACAACCUCUGUCACUGCCUCCUGGAACGCCUGAAACAUGGCACACGUCCAGAGGGUGCAGAAGAAGACCAGCACCGUGUCUCUGACCAUCUCCUCUUCCUCCUCUGCGUCCUCCUCUCGAGGGCUCUCCUCCAGCUCCUCCUCCUCCACCGUCCUGGCUCAGAGACACUCCAGCCUGGUGCAGCCGCUGUGUGUCAGCCCUCAGAGGACUCAGAGUCCCAUCUACAAUCAACAGUAUAUAGGGAAUGGAGUGGCUCCCACUUUUGUUAAGUGCCUCCAUGAUGUGUCCACAGUGAACGGUCAGUUGGUGGUCCUGGAGUGCAGACUGAGGGGAACUCCGCCCCUGCAGGUCAUGUGGUACAGAGAGGACGAACAAAUACUGGACUCCGAUGAUUUUAGGAUACUACGCAAGAAGGCCAGCUCUGCAUCAGUGCCAGAGGAGCUGUGUACGCUGGUGAUCACAGAGGCCUUUCCGGAAGAUUCUGGCCUGUUUAAAUGUGUGGCCCUCAACUCCUUCGGCACGGUCUCCUGCUCAGCAAUCCUGGAAGUUUACAACGACCUGGAGGAGCAGCUGGAGAUCGAGGCCAUUCGUCAGCAGGAAGCAGUUUCUCUCAGAGAAGAGAAGGAGGAGGUGUUCCAACAGGAGACUUCCUCCUCCAGAAAGAGCAGCGAGGACUUUCCCUCUGAGCUGCCUGACUCCAUGACCCUCCCCCCCCCUGAGUGGCCUGACAGCCCUCUAGAAGAUAACAUCCCUGUUGCAGAUUUUCCAGAACCUCAGCCGGCCAACCACUCCUCUGGAGAAGCCUUUGGUCGCAGCGAGGAGGAGAGUGCCCUAAGCUCAGAGGGCCAAAGGUCACCAGAGGUCACUGUCCGAGCCUGUACGCCCAGCCCUCCCCUUCCACCCUCACCUCCACCACCAACCCAAACACCCAAGCUGUUCGCCCCAAGCAAGCUCAAUUUCACUUCCUCCCAGACAGGAGGCAACAACAUGAACCUGUCAGACCUGCCUUCCUUCACUCCCAGCACCUUCCCUCCCAGUGCCUUUAACUAUGAGCGACCGAGGCAUUUUAUUCAAUCGCAGCCUUCCUUCCAGGCACCCAGCUAUGAAAGCGUUGUGAGGGAGGCCCAGGAGAACCAAAAUAACUCCCAGCAGAACCGCAACAAACCCCAAAAUAGUCCAAAUGUUACAGAGACACAGAGUCAAACUAAAAUUAUGUCUACACAAAGUCACACUCUUUUGCAGACCCAGUCACAGUUUCAGUCACUAAGCCUCAGUCAGAACCAAACCCAGUCUGUUGCCCAGACCCAGAUCCAGAUCCAGACCCAGGCCAACGGCACGGGCAAGUCCUCUCCCUCCUCAUCCAGUCUCAGCUCUCCUAUUUCCACCCCGGCCUUUUCUGCUGCACCUCCUCUUUCCUCCACCACGUCCUCCUCCCCCUUCCCAGCCUCAUCCUCUCUCCCCCGCACCACCAUGCGUUCCACCAUCACCCUCACCCCCAGCGUCCCCAGUGCCACCGGCCUCGGCAGCGCCACCCUGCCAGCCAACCAGGACACCAUGUCAGCACCUGCUGCUUACCUCUGCUCUGUGCUGCCCUCCCACUCCGCCUUCUCCCCCUUUUCCCCCUCCAAGCUGUCUCCCAACUCCACCUUCCCCACACCCUCCACCUCCCCCUCCCGCUCCCCACCCGCCCCCUCCAGCCCUCUCCUCCCCAUGAGGGCCGCCUCCUCUCCUUCCUCCCUCCCUCAGCAGCCGCUCCAGGUGUCCCCUUCCCUCCCUCACUCCCCUCUCUCUCGCUCCUCCUCCUCUCUCCCACAGCCCAACACUUCCAACAGAGUACCGCCUGCUGUGGUCUCCCUGCCCGCCAGCUACAAAGGGACGCCAAGCAUCCUUCCCAAGCCCAUACUGAAGAAGUCUGUAGCUCCUCGGCCGUCUUCCUCUCGCUCCACAGAUGAAGACAUACAGGGCUCCAAAGACGCCCUCAUCCAGGAUCUGGAAAAGAAGCUGCGCUCAAAGGAGGCCAGGAGGAGAAACAGCCAGAAACUGUCCUAUGAGGAGCGUAUGGCUCGUAGGCUGCUGGGUCCAGACAACGCCACCUACAUGUUUGACCAAGACAAUCUUUCAGACUCACAACUCGACCAGCCAGAUUCACCAGAAGGAAGACACACAGGUGGACUAUGGGGGAGGCACCACUCAGGGACAGAUGAGAGGGGAAAUGAGGGCUCAGCUAUCCAGGAGAAAUGUUACGCUCCUCGCUUCCUGCAGAUCCCUCCAGACCUCACUGUAGAGGAGGGACGCUUUUGUAGGAUUGACUUCAAGGUCGGAGGCCUCCCUACACCAGACGUCUGCUGGUACCUGGACGGUAAAGCCAUUCGUCCAGACGACUACCAUAAGAUGCUGGUGUGUGAAAAAGGGAUGCACUCAUUCAUCAUAGAGAUUGUCACAGUGCACCAUGCCGGCGUGUAUGAGUGUGUGGCCAGGAACCGAGCAGGGGAGAGCAGAUUUACCAUGAAGCUCGAUGUAUUAGCCCAGGAGGUUCUCCGUCCUCCCACCUUUGUCCAGAAGAUGUUGAACUCCAGAGCUCUAGAGGGCGAUACUGUUAGGUUAGAGUGUAAAGUGGACGCCUCCCCUCCUCCACAGCUCUUCUGGAAGAAAGAUAAAGACAUGCUGCGCAUUGACCCAAACAGAAUGAGCCUGUAUCAGGAUGGUUCAGGCCGGCAGUGCUUGUUGAUAGAGAGGUUAAUGAAGUCUGAUGCUGGAUGGUACACUCUCUCUGCCAUCAAUGAAGCUGGCAUGUCGACAUGCAACGCCAGGCUGGAUGUAGGCACUCGCACAGCCCCGCCCAUGAAAACGGCGCCCCCUGCCUCGAAGACGCUAAAGCUGCUGUCCACUCUGAGCCAUGUGCCUGCUCUGACCGUGGAGAGCCCCGCCCAGCACACCGCCCCACUCUACGAGAGUGAAGAGCUGUAGACCCACACUUAACCCCGUCACAUCCUCAGAUAACUGUCACACAUCUCAGAACUGUCAAACUGGGCCGGAGCCUGUAUUCACUGACAUUUCAAAGCAGAUAUAGUACUAAUCAUGCUUUGGUUCAGAAUACAAAUGAACAGCAUUGCAGCAGACGAGGACACACAGAAUACUUUUGAGGCCAAUCCAGGUCAGGUUAAUUAAACAACCAACAUUUUGUUGUGUUAUUGUAUACAGCUGAGUACCAGUUUUAUUUCACAUUUCUUGAACAAAUCGAGUUUUGCCAAAUUUUCAAGAUUAAGGUACAGUUUGUGAAAAUUUUUCUCCAUUAUUAGAAAAAGUUGAAAUUUGUCUCGCUAACACGCAAAAAACAACCCUUCCUCCAUCCAUUAGAUAUUACAACAACCCUAACCGUAAGGAGCUCUUGGUAGCUACUUUGAGAGCAGCGUUUCCAUGUCAAGUGCCUUCUGAGUUAAAAUAACCACACCUCAUACUGUCCAUCUGUUGCUGUUUGUCACCACUGUGCCUGCUCUGUCUGUUUGUUGUUUAUGGCUGCAGAGCUGAUGUUUGAAACAUGUCUGUGCAUUAUCUUGGAACACAGUUUCCAGCUCUCUUCCAUGGUCUAGGUUAGAAAACAGGAAGCAACCUACAUUAACUACAGUACCCACAAUGCACUUUAAUUCUGACAACUGUCUGCUUGUCUCAUCCAGCACCUACCCUCCUUCUAGCUUGUAGCUGAUUUUUUUUUUUGUGUUCGAGCCUUCGAAUUUAAGUUUUUGUCCCUGAAUUGCAGCUGCUGUUGCCUCUGUGUCUGUAAAGCCCCCGUUUAAAGACAGCUCAGAUGAGAUGUCACAGUUGGUUACUGCUCAGAUUCUCUGCAGUGGUAUAAAUUCAGCCUAAUAUGUGUUUUUAAAGUUGGUUUCUAAUAUACAGUGUAUGUGAAUGAAGCUAUUUAUUUGACCUGAAGUUAUGUGUUAGGACUUUAAGUUGCCCAUCUCUUGGCCUGCAAAAGGCUGCAACCAGAGGUGUAUAGUAUCAGCGAGUUGGAGGAACAGGCUGCCAUUCUGAUCAAUACCUUACCUCAACCACUGAACACAAAACCUGAUCUGCACUCAGAAGAAUAUAACUUACUUGGAAAAGCUUACAUUUGAUCACGUUUUUACACUUUACUCAAGAGGAGAAAAUUAUUUUUUUCCCUCCUUCAAUGCAUAUGCGUCAUUAAUUUUGUACGUUCAGUUGAAAACUAGGUAUCAGUUUGUCAGCCUGUGCUCAGAUUUGCCAAACUCUCCAUUUCUGACCAGAGCCUUACAUAAAAAGCUCUAUCAAAAAAAGGCUUGAUGUGCCUGCUUACCUUGGAACUGCUUGUUGUUACCGCCAGCCGGGAACUCAUUUCACAAAAACCUGGUAUUUUUGGCUGGCUCUGCAUGCAAACUGAAAAUCUGGUAUUUAACCCUGUGUGAUAAUAAAAUCAGAGAUGUAGGUCACAAGAUGAAAACUGCAUUUUCUGGUUCAAAUGCUGUGUAGUUGGGCUGCAUUUAAACUAAUGGUUCUAGAUGUAGUAUUUCUACAGUUUGUCAUGAUGUUUGGAUCACACAGGGUUAAACAUUGGAUUAGUUUAAAGCACCACAAUAGUUUUAAGUUAGGCCCUUUCUGUUGAGAUUUGAAACUGCAGGUAGUGGCGUGUAUUCUCCUGAAGUACUGUUUGUUGUGUAAGAAGUUCUACAUAUCACUGGAUGAAUGAGGAAUAAAGUUUCUGUGACCUUG
Molecule: messenger RNA, 4883 nt
Organism: Siniperca chuatsi (mandarin fish)
Lineage: Eukaryota; Metazoa; Chordata; Actinopteri; Centrarchiformes; Sinipercidae
Gene: myot
Product: myotilin
Biological process (GO): axon guidance; dendrite self-avoidance; homophilic cell-cell adhesion
Cellular component (GO): axon; plasma membrane
Molecular function (GO): cell-cell adhesion mediator activity
Source: RefSeq, a predicted model, not a curated record